Molecule: messenger RNA, 849 nt
Organism: Chaetura pelagica (chimney swift)
Lineage: Eukaryota; Metazoa; Chordata; Aves; Apodiformes; Apodidae
Gene: UBE2Z
Product: ubiquitin-conjugating enzyme E2Z
Exons: 6
Coding region: 4-744 (246 amino acids)
Biological process (GO): negative regulation of apoptotic process
Cellular component (GO): nucleus
Molecular function (GO): ubiquitin conjugating enzyme activity; cysteine-type endopeptidase inhibitor activity
Source: RefSeq, a predicted model, not a curated record
AUCAUGUCCAUUUACAAGGAACCACCCCCGGGAAUGUUUGUUGUGCCUGAUCCCCACGACAUGACCAAGAUUCAUGCCUUGAUCACAGGCCCCUUUGACACGCCUUAUGAGGGGGGUUUCUUCUUGUUCCUGUUUCGCUGUCCUCCAGAUUAUCCCAUCCACCCUCCCAGGGUCAAACUGAUGACAACAGGGAAUAACACAGUGAGGUUUAACCCCAACUUCUACCGCAAUGGGAAGGUCUGCCUGAGUAUCCUGGGCACCUGGACUGGGCCAGCAUGGAGCCCAGCACAGAGUAUCUCUUCAGUCCUCAUCUCCAUCCAGUCUCUGAUGACUGAGAACCCUUAUCACAACGAGCCAGGCUUUGAGCAGGAGAGGCACCCAGGGGACAGCAAGAACUAUAACGAGUGCAUUCGGCACGAGACCAUCCGGGUGGCAGUGUGUGACAUGUUGGAGGGCAAGUGUCCCUGUCCUGAGCCACUAAGGGGCGUGAUGGAAAAAUCCUUCAUGGAAUACUAUGACUUCUAUGAAGGGGUGUGUAAAGAGAGGCUGUAUCUCCAGGGACAGACAAUGCAGGAUCCUUUUGGUGAAAAACGAGGCCACUUUGACUACCAGUCCCUCCUGAUGCGUUUGCAGGGAAUCAGGCAGAAGGUGCAGGAGAAACACCAGCAGGAGAGCACAGAAAUAGACUCUGAGAGCAGCUCCUCUGAGACAGAGACAGACACUCAGGGUUGCUCUAAAGCUUAGAGCUGUGUUCCCAGUGGAGAGGCCAAGCCAUGGGGAUGUUCUGUCUUCACACCCUAGAGAACCCCUGACAGACUGGACAACCAAACCAAUGCCAGAGUGGAGAAA